CGGGAUGUCAAGCCAUUUUCGGACUCGGAGAUUUGGUUGCCGCACGGUGACGCUGACGGUGUACCCGAUGUUUACGGCGUGCCCGAUGCAGUGUUUACAGCUGCCGGUAUUGAUAACUCGUGGAAAAGGGGCUAAAGCGACGAGUGUUCCAUUGCUACGCACCAGGCGUUUAACCGACUGGGCGAUGUUUCAACAGGGCAUUUAGGUAGUAUCAUGACCUGCCCGCUCAGGUCGAUAUGGGAACCACCACAGUAGAUCGGUUUGAAGCAAGCAGGAAAUUACAGGACUCCCCGUGUGAAGUCAUCACGGUCAUCAUCCGUCCCUAGAGGUGUUUACUAGUUCUAAGAAAUGGCUUAAGAAGGUGCUUCCGACCUCGUCUUCAGCAUGAUUUUUUCCAGCAAGUGCUACACCACUAUCAACUCACAACCCACCUCUAUUCACUCUUUAUCAAACCCGGUUAUCCAACACCGUCCACUCUCGUUACCAUGGUCCGAAUUUCCCUCUUGACGUACCUGGCCCUGGGCCUAGGAAGCACCACUGUACUCGCAGACUGUGGUCAAGCCCCGAGCAGUUCGCCGGCAGUUCAGAUUCCCACGGGCGUUUUGACGCCAGUUACCGACUUUGGCGUAAACCCAACCGGCUUGGAUCUCCAUAUCUACGUCCCCAAGAACCUCGCCCCCAAGCCCGCUGUCAUCCUAGCCCUCCACUUGUGCGGCGGCACCGGCCCUAUUUACUCCUACUUGUCUAACUACAACCCCCACGCCGACCAGCGCAAAAACUUCGUGGUCCUCUACCCCUCCACCCCGCACGACAACCACUGCUGGGACGUGGCCUCCAAGAAAUCCCUAACCCGCGACGCCGGCGGCGACACCACCUCGCUCGCCAGCAUGGUGCGCUGGGCCAUCUCCGAGUUUGACGCCGACCCUGCCAAGGUCUUCGUCACCGGCUCCUCCUCCGGCUGCAUGAUGUCCAACGUCAUGGCCGCCGCCUACCCCGACAUCUUCUCAGCCGUGUCAUGCUACUCGGGAAUCCCUGCCGGCUGUCUGGCCGGUUCCCCGGGAGCCAGUCCGCAGAACUCGGACCCGACUUGUGGUCAGGGCAAGAAGAUCAAGUCCGGAGAGGAGUGGGCUGCCGUCCUCAAGAGCAUCUACGGCAAACCCGAGGGAUAUACCGAAGGCUCGUAUCCCAAGGUGCAGACGUGGCAUGGUGAGGCGGAUUUCUUUGUCAACUACCCGAACUUGCAAGAGCAGUUGAAGCAGUGGUCGACGGUCUUGGAUGUUCCGUUUAGCAAGACUCAGGCCAAUGCGCCGGACACUGGGUACACCAAGAUUGUGUAUGGAGAUGGAAGCAAGUUGGUUGGUUACUCGGCCAAGGGAGUGGGACACACGGUCCCGGUGCACCCUGAGGAGGAUUUGAAGUGGUUUGGCUUGUAAUGGAGGGGACGGGGGAGGUUGAGAGGGGGUCGAUGGAAGUCUUGUGUGUGAUAGUUGACGAUAUUGGAUAACUGGUAUAGAAUGAAUAGUUGUGAGCUGAA
Messenger RNA from Neurospora crassa OR74A, 1534 nucleotides. RefSeq names its product acetyl xylan esterase. Gene Ontology annotation, molecular function: hydrolase activity. The coding region runs from base 486 to 1433 and encodes 315 amino acids. NCBI's taxonomy places the organism in Eukaryota, Fungi, Ascomycota, Sordariomycetes, Sordariales, Sordariaceae. The transcript is spliced from 2 exons. Gene Ontology annotation, cellular component: extracellular region. The record is from RefSeq and is a predicted model, not a curated record.